CCUCCCGAUCAUGUCUCGUUCUGAUGCUGGAUUGCCCGCACCUGUGCUCAGGUUGAGACAAGGAAGCUACGAAGGCGUGUACUCUGCCGGCGCAGCAUCAUCAUCAUCAUCAGUGCGCGUGCAAACCUUUCACUCCAUCCCCUACGCUCGCUUCACCGCACGUUUUCAGCCCUUGACACCUCUUUCGAGCGCGAGCACGAGCGCGAGCACGAACGCGACGUCGUCGUCGUCGUUGUUGUUGGACGCCAAGAGCAGAAGGGCGAUUUGUCCGCAAGGUGCGAGUCGAUUGGAAAGGCUUACGGGUCCUUUGCCCAGCGCGACGCCUGGCUUGAUGGAGGAAGAGGCUUGCGCGUUGCUCAGCGUAUAUCUGCCCGUUGACGUGUCCGUGUCCAGCAGAGGGAAAGGGGCAGGGGCAGCAGCAGCAGGCGGCAAUGGCGCUGGCAGCAGCGGUAGGAACGUGAUGCUGUUCUUUCAUGGAGGCGCCUACGUCACUGGCGGAUCAGAGAUCCCGUGGUACGAUGCCACUGGGCUCGCGAGCACAGCCAUGCCGGAGGAGGAGGGGUCAGAAAACAUCAUCAUCGUAGCUUCUUACAGACUCGGAGCGCUCGGUUUCCUGUACGACGACGACGACGAGGAGGCGAAGAAAAGAAUGGGCGCGGGAGCGGGAGCGGGGGCGGCGACGACGGCAUUGGGAGUGGAUGAUUGCGUCAAGGCUUUGCAGUGGGUCAGGGAUAAUGCGCAGGCUUUGGGUGCGGAUGCUAGCAAGAUCACAGUGUUCGGACAGAGCGCUGGUGCUUUUACGAUUCAGACACUGAUGGACCAUCCGCAAGCGCUGUUCGAUCGCGCCAUCUUGCAAUCUUCGCCCGCAUCGACGAUCCUGACAUCAUCGCAAGCUUCCAAAGUCGCCCAUGAUCUCAUCCGAGCACUACCACCCGGCUCAUCGCCCAGCAACGCCAGCAUGGCCGAUCUGCUAUCUGCGCAAGCCAAAGCUUCAUCGAUGAAUGCCGCCGCGCUCAACCUCGUCUUUGCGCCCGUACUCGAAAGGGAAGCGGGUGGGAAUGCGCAUCAGCAGCAGCAGCAGGAUCAGAGUGGUGGCAGCGGCAGCAGCGCGGCGGCGCCGGGGGGACGUGGGAAGAAGGCGCUGAUCGGAUGGAACAAGGAGGAUGCGGCGGUGUUUGUGGAUCUGAGAUUGGAAUCGUACGGUGUGCCGGCAUGGGCGCGUCCAGCGAUCGUCUGGGCAUCGCAAGGCUUGGCGACGUAUGCCAACUUUGCGCAGCCCAAUCGACGAUUGGCGAGCAGGUUGCGCGCAAAGGGUUGGGAGGUGACGCUGUACGAGUUCGAUUGGAGACCUUUGCGCAGUCCUUGGAAGGCUGCGCAUUGCGUGGAGCUGCCGCUGCUGUUUGGACAUGAGCAGCAGGAGGCUUGGAAGAGCGCCCCGAUGCUUGGCGAUGAGGCUUGGAGGGAUGUGCAGAGGAGAGGCGAGCGUUGGAAAGAGGCUUGGAUCACUUUUGCUAAUCAUGGCCUCAUCAACAACAACGCCUUUGAGAAUUUCAGAAUAGAAUAGAAUAGAAUAGAAUAGAAUAGAAUAGGGGGAGGCUUGAUUGAGAGGAAUCGAAUGUCAAUCUUGAAUGUGCA
This is a messenger RNA of Ceraceosorus guamensis, 1635 nucleotides long. RefSeq names its product alpha/beta-hydrolase. NCBI's taxonomy places the organism in Eukaryota, Fungi, Basidiomycota, Exobasidiomycetes, Ceraceosorales, Ceraceosoraceae. Bases 11 to 1564 code for a protein of 517 amino acids. The record is from RefSeq and is a predicted model, not a curated record. The transcript has 3 exons.